AUGCACAUUAUUCAUUCUGGUAUCCCUCAAAGACUCAAACACCUUAUUGAGGAUUCAACACUCGUAAAGGUAGGUAUUGGAAUUGACGGCGACUCUGGGAAGCUUUUCAGUGAAGCUUUGAGUAUCCAUCAAAGGUGUCGAGGAUCUUUCAGGUUAAGCCAACCGUAA
Arabis nemorensis is the source of this 168-nucleotide messenger RNA. Lineage: Eukaryota; Viridiplantae; Streptophyta; Magnoliopsida; Brassicales; Brassicaceae. The record is from the annotation of a GenBank genome assembly.